This is a messenger RNA of Oreochromis aureus, 3648 nucleotides long. RefSeq names its product sialic acid-binding Ig-like lectin 11. The transcript has 13 exons. The record is from RefSeq and is a predicted model, not a curated record. Lineage: Eukaryota; Metazoa; Chordata; Actinopteri; Cichliformes; Cichlidae. The coding region runs from base 106 to 3042 and encodes 978 amino acids.
CAAAAAGGCAGCAGAUAUCUGUGGAGAGAAGACUGACGAAGAACAAGACGAAAUAGUUAUUCUGUGGAGGGAGAGACUGAACGUGUUGAGCAUCGAAUAUCAAGGAUGUUUGUUCUCAUCUGGUCAACUCUGUUUUUCUCCGUAAGAGGCAGCAAUGCUGACAAAGCUGCCUCAGCCUGGGGACGACAACUCUGCAGAGACAAAGGAUACUGUGUUACUCUGAGUGAGCGAAAACUAACAGCAAAGGCUGGACUCUGUGUUGUGAUUCCGUGUUCUUUCACUACUGCUGUUGACUUUACACCCAAACAUAUAAUUUGGUACAAAUGUGAAAGACCUAAAAAUUGUAGUGGUGCUCCCAUAAUAUUUCACAGUAACAACAAAAAUUCUCAGCCUGAGUUUGAAGGACGAGUGUCACGUUUGGAGCCUGAUGUGAGUCGAAAGAACUGCAGCAUCAUCAUUAAUGAUCUCAAAGAGUCUGAUUCUGGAUUUUAUCAGCUCAGAGUUACUGGUGUACGGAAUGGACAACAAGAUGGAUUCACAUUCAAUCAGAGAGUGAAUAUCUCUGUUAAAGGUCUUAAUCAGAAGCCCACAGUAAUGAUUCCCACACUGACAGAGGGACAACAGGCCACACUGACCUGCACUGCUCCUGGUCUCUGCUCUGGAUCUGUUCCUCAAAUCACCUGGACAUGGAGAGGAGCAGGAGGGACUGAAUCUUACAUUACAGGAAACAGCACUGCUUUCAAGACAGAGAAUCUGACUAAUGUAACAUGGAGACAUGUGUCAACUUUGACCUUUAACCCUUCAGCUGAACACCACAACACCAAUGUCACCUGUAAAAUCCGUUUCACAGGUGAAACGACUACAGAAAAGACUUCAGGUUUGAAUGUAAACUAUAAAAGGAAACCUCAGAUCAUCGGGAAUACAACAGUCAGGGAAGGAGAUGUUCUGAAUUUGACCUGCAGUGUUGAAAGUUUCCCUCCAUCUCUGGUUAUGUGGUCUAAACCUACUUCUAACCCAAGCCUACACAAUGGAACUUACACUGACCUGCACAAUGACACUGGAUCAGCUACAGUUGUUAUCGCAAAUGUGACAACAGAACAGUCUGGACAGUACAUCUGUACAGCAACACAUCUGGACACAACUGUGACUUCUUAUGUCAAUGUGACUGUGACUUAUACAAGAAAACCUCAGAUCAUUGGAAACACAACUGUGAAGGAGGGAGAUGUCCUGAAUCUGACCUGCAGUGUUGAAAGUGUCCCUCCAUCCCUGGUUAUGUGGUCUAAACUUGGUUCCAACACAAACCUGCACAAUGACACUGGAUCAGCUACAUUUAUCAUCUCAAAUGCAACAGCAGAACAUUCUGGACAGUACAUCUGUACAACUAACUAUAUGGACUAUGCCCUGAAGGACAAAGUCAAUGUAACAGUGAUUUAUAAAAGGAAACCUCAGAUCAUCGGGAAUACAACAGUCAAGGAGGGAGAUAUUCUGAAUUUGACCUGCAGUGUUGAAAGUUUCCCUCCAUCACUUAUUAUGUGGAAAAAACUUAAUUCCACCACUAUUCUUCAGAAUGGAACUUACACUGUCCUGACCAGUGACACUGGAUCAGCUACACUUGUCAUCCAGAAUGUGACAGCAGAACAUUCUGGACAGUACAUCUGUACAGCAACACAUCUGGACACAACUAUGACUUCUUACGUCAAUGUGGCUGUAACUUAUACAAGAAAACCUCAGAUCACUGGGAACACAACUAUCAAGGAGGGAGACGAUGUGAAUCUGACCUGCAGUAUUGAAAGUUUCCCUCCAUCUCUCAUUAAAUGGUCUAAAUUGACUUCUGUCACAAACCUGCACAACGACACUGGAUCAGCUACACUUGUCAUCCCUAAUGCAACAGCAGAAGAGUAUGGACAGUACAUCUGUACAGCUAAAUAUAUGAGUAACACUCUAAAGGAGAAAGUCAAUCUAACAGUGAUAUAUAAAAGAAAACCUCAGAUUAUCGGGACUACAACUGUUAAGAAGGGAGAUGUUCUGAAUUUGACCUGCAGUGCUGAAAGCUUCCCUCCAGCUCUCAUCAUGUGGAAAAAAAGUAGCUCCAACACAAACCUUCUGAGUGGAAAUUACACUGACCUGCACAAUGGCACUGGAUCAGCUACACUUGUCAUUCAUAAUGUGACAGCAGAAUAUUCUGGACAAUAUGUCUGCACAGCUAAAUAUCUGGACACAGCCAUUACUAUACAUGCCAGUGUGACCGUGACUUGGUUUUCAGAGACCCAGGAUGGCUCUGGAUGUGUGCUUCAGUCAGAGGUUUUGACCUGUGUGUGUAUCAGUGAAGGGUUUCCUUUACCUACCAUCAAAUGGCCGCUCCUAAAGAACCACACUGAGUACUCUGUCAUUACUACGGUCUCUAAACACACAGUCAACAGCACUGUCAGUGUAACUGUAAACAAACAUAGCAACAGCACUGUUGAAUGUGUGAGUAACAAUGGAAAUGGAGAGAAUAGAGAAAACCUACUGAUCCACCAAAUCUUGCCUGAAAAAUAUGAGCAAUCAUCUGAUCUCAGGCUGGCAUACCUGAAAGUCACCAUUGCCUUUUUGACUGGGGUACUUUUUUCAGCAGUCCCUUGCUGUUUGGCCAAACAUUGUUACAGAAACAAACAAAAGACUUCCAGAAGUUUGGAGAUGAGGACACAUCAAGAUGAUAAACUGGUCUAUGAUGGUCAAGCAUUACAGGACAAUCUGACUCUUAACUCAAACAGCGGGCCAAAAGAAGUGGAGUAUGCUGACAUUGAUUUUUCCUUGUUGAAAAGAAAUGGUGCCAGAGAGGCAGCAAGGAGGCAAGAGAGCACAAAGACAAUAUAUGCUGAAAUUAAGAAAGCAGUCGAAGAACGGGAAGAUGAUGCUGAAGAGGAAGGUGAAAUGCUGGAGGUCAAAGAGGGGGAGAUGGUAGUGGAGAUGGAGAUGAAAUACCGUGAGCCAGAAAAGGAGAUAGAAAUGGGAAAGGAGAGAGUGUACUCCACUGUGAAUGAUGUUACUGAUGAAAUUUGAGGAAUGUUUUAUUGUGGAGUUGAUUGGGAUAAAGAAUCUCUCAUCACAUGUUAUGAACAUCACGCCUUUACAUACAACAGCAGGAACUAUGCAAACUUACCGAAGUAUGUGUGUGUGUAUAAAAUAACCUUUCUACAUAUAACCAUUUAACCUAAGAACCGUAUGGUUCUGGUACAUAAAGAUUGCACAGUUAUUGCUGUUAACAGUAGAGAUAUUGCACAACAAAAUAGGAACAAAAAAAGCUUAAAUAUGCAGAAGUGUUCGCAGACAAGCUGUAUGCAGAUGAAAUGACGAAAUGCCAAAAGAGGGAAAGUUUCUUUUCUUUUCUUCUUUAAGCUCAUUAAUGCAUUUGAUCUUUCUUAGGGAACAUCCUUCUUUAUUUAUAUUACUGUUUACUAAUAUAUGCACAUAUGAACCAGUAGGAAAGCAAUGAAUUAAUGGCAAUACAAUGGGCCAGUACGCGCUGAAUGCUGUUGAAGUGAUGUGAAGAUAAAUGGUGUGUAUAUGUUAUGUUUUCUAUCUGAUAUUGUAGGCUCUUUAUUUGACAGUGGAAAGACUGUUGAAGUGAUUGAAAUACAAUAAAACUGAAAUUAAUGUAUAAAUUGU